Molecule: messenger RNA, 1014 nt
Organism: Balearica regulorum gibbericeps (East African grey crowned-crane)
Lineage: Eukaryota; Metazoa; Chordata; Aves; Gruiformes; Gruidae
Source: RefSeq, a predicted model, not a curated record
AUGCAGUCUUCAAAGAUCAGGCUGAUUGUUCCACGUGGCCUCAAGAGCCUGCUUGAGGGAGUGAGCUGGGCUAUCAUGGAAAACAACCCAGAUGACAUUGCUGAGUUUUUUGCUAUUUCCAUGAGCUCGUCACCUUUCAAAAAAGUUUGGCAUCCAAACCUGGAUAUAACAGAACUGGUUGAAAAGUUUGAGUUCGUUAGCGAAAAUGGGAAUGAGGGAUGGGAAGAGAAGAGGACAGAGUACACAGAGACUUUGUUUUCUGGGGAGCCCAAGCAAAAGGAUAAGUGUACUGACACAGAGGAAGACCAGCUCCUUGAAGAACCUGAUGUUCAAUAUAGCUCCAAAGGACCUGAACCGGUCUAUGUCCCUGCUGAGCCUGCACGGCUUGCUGCCCAUGUGCUAGCCAUGGCAUCAAGUGAAGCAGGACAGCCACCACCAAGUUCCAAUGUGUGGACCCUCUAUUGCCUAACUGACUUGAGACAAGGUCAAAAAUCACCACCAUCCUUUCCUCCUGCUGGGGCCAGUGUUCCUUAUUCCCAGGCAACCCUCAGCCUUUCCAGAGGGGAAGAUCAACAGUGUGGUCAGCUGUCACAAGUAUCUGCUCCAAUUUAUGUGAUGCAAGAGGACAGAAAGAGGGGAAAUGCUCCACCUUUCAUUUUAGUGGGCUCUAACAUUCAGAAUGCACAGGACUGGAAACCUCUUCCUGGCCCCACUGUCUUUGCACAGCAAGGGGCAGGUGCUAGGAGAAGACUCACUACUGUCCCAGUCGCCAGGUCAGCUGAUGAGGAAACAGAUAUGGCAAGCCCCAAUUUUCAUUCUGCAGAGGAAACUGGGGCUAUGCCACGCACAGCCCCUGUUUUCUCAGUUGCCAUCCCUCUGGAUGACAUGAUGUCUGCAAAGAAAGGCUCACCAGCUGGUGAUAAGCAUACAGGUAUAAAUGCUCUUGCAGAAAGUUAUGGUAUUGCAGGACAGAUUCCCAUUACAGCAGGCCCCAUGCCCAGAGCAGGGCCAUGA